ACAAAAGUUUUUUAAAAAAGAGUGUCAAGACAACAAAGAUCCAUCUCUCCCAAAUUCACAAUUACUUACCUUCUUCAUUCUCAAAACAAGGAACAUCUUUUAUUCCCUCUCAGAUGAUUUUGUUUCUUACGGUUGAAGAGAUGAUGGAUAUGAACCGAUCCCGGAGGUUGAACUUCAAUGCUCCAUUCUUGUCGACCAAACGACAUGUCACCCAAGAGAAGCUUCCUGGUCAGUUUCCUGAAGCUUCAGUUCCGUUUUGCUGGGAGACCGCUCCUGGGAUGCCCAAGAACUCGUCUAAUUUGAAAAAUGACCCUGAAUCUGAAACACCACGUCUCAAACUACCUCCUGGAAGAUUAAAGGUUAAUGGUGAAAACGACGACUUUGAUGACGCCAGUGAGGGCUUAACACCAGCUAGAUUGUUGCGANACAGAAACUGA
This is a messenger RNA of Camelina sativa (false flax), 437 nucleotides long. The record is from RefSeq and is a predicted model, not a curated record. Lineage: Eukaryota; Viridiplantae; Streptophyta; Magnoliopsida; Brassicales; Brassicaceae.